Carassius gibelio (silver crucian carp) is the source of this 5120-nucleotide messenger RNA. RefSeq names its product EMILIN-1. Gene Ontology annotation, molecular function: protein binding. The transcript is spliced from 8 exons. Bases 311 to 3361 code for a protein of 1016 amino acids. The record is from RefSeq and is a predicted model, not a curated record. Lineage: Eukaryota; Metazoa; Chordata; Actinopteri; Cypriniformes; Cyprinidae.
AGAGAGAACGGGAUUUUUGGAUCCGCAUCAUUUCAAGGCAGUUUUCACAUUAUGACUACGCAGACGAUAAAGAAAAAAAAACGGACGCUUCUCAUUAGAGUUUGACCGCGUGUAAUGGGUAAAAUGAAGGCAUCUUUUAAAAUCAAUGGACACUUUGCGAAAAGAUGACAAAGGUGCAUACUUACUCAGAACUGUAUGAAGUACACAUCAGUAGUUAGCGGGGCUGUACUGCACUCUACUACGCUGAAGCUGUUGGAUGUACUUUUUCUAAGGAUCGUUUUUUUUCUAAAUCUGUUUUUACUCGUAAGUCAUGGCACUAUAUUUAGUUUACUUAUUGACUGUAUUGGUGCUGAUUUUGCCUGGAGAUAACCGGGGAGCAGGAACAUACGCGUCACGAUACACUCAACAUGUGGAUGAGAGUCAUUCUGUAUCAGCUUCACAGACUGGAUCUAAGGUGACCAGCAGACACAGGAACUGGUGUGCUUACGUAGUAACAAAGACUGUAAGCUGUGUAAUGGAAGAUGGAGUGGAGACGUAUGUGAAACCUGAAUACCAGCGCUGUGCUUGGGGCCAAUGUUCCCAUGUGGUUUUGUAUCGGACUUACAGAAAACCACGAUACAAGGUUGCCUAUAAAAUGGUCACAGAGAUGGAAUGGAAGUGCUGUCACGGCUACUCAGGAGAUGAUUGCAGUGAUGGCAGGGGCAGAACUACUGGUGAAGAAGGGAGAAGUGACAGUGACAAGAUUAGACAACUUGAGGAACAACUUCACAACCUCCAGUCAACCUUAUACAGCAUGAAUAAGAAAUUACACGAGGAAUCUCAAAGGGAAGGCAUCAAUGGCGGCAACAAUCUGGCCGACGCUGCCCAGCCAGGCAUGAGGGAGACCAUUCACAGCAUCCAGAACAAGCUGGACAUGCUGGACAACAUGACACAGGUCCAUGAUAGAACCCUCACCAGCAUCAACAACCACCUUGAGGGCAGCAAUGGAAUUGGCAAUGAGUUAGACAGUCGCUAUGGCAAUCUUAAAGAAGAGAUUCUGAGGGAACUGGAAAGGCGGGUGACACUGUCCUGCUCUUCAUGCCAAACUGGAGUGGAAAGCAUUCAAAGGCAACAGCAGGAAGACCGAGAGAGAAUCAGAGCGCUGGAGAAGCACAUUAGUGUGAUGGAGCAACACCACCAACAAACUUUAGAUUUGCUCAAGAAGGAGCUAUCACACUAUCAGAGUUGCUGUGAUUCCCUGAGCGACCUGGACAGGAGGCUUGGUGCCACUGAAAGAAAGGUCAGUUCAACUGCAGAGACAUAUGAUAUCCUUAGAGGACGUCUCGAGAAAGAGCUGAGAGGAUCAGGCAAUGGCAAUGGCAGUCGGGGAAAAGCGUUUGAUGAUAAACUGAACAGCCGUCUUAGAGAACUGGAGAAGAGACUGAAUGGGACUGUGAGAAAAACCGAGCAAAAAUGUUCCCAUACUGAGGCAAGUAUUAAAGAGUUUGUCCAGCGAGAGAUCGGCCAGAUUAAGAACUCUGUCCUCAGUCGAAACAACGAUCAUGGUUAUAGAUUAUCUGCCAUGGAGAUGGAUGUCCAAGACUUGAAGCGUUUCAUUAACGAUCACAAAAAUGAUCUGGAAAGUUUGGGGAACAAAACAACUGAUCUCGACAGUGGGCUCAAGUCAGCGAUUAAUAUGUGCCAAGAGACGUGUGGUCCAAAAAGCAGUGAGACAGCAGAUACUGUGAAAACUCUGGAAUGGAAGGUCGUUGCCAACGAGGAGAACAUUAAGAGGUUUGACACCAAACUAAAGGAUUUGAGUGUGUCUGGUGACUCCUUAUUGGAUCGUAUUAUAGAUCUCAGCAAUGACGUUCAAAAAAUUAAGGAUCUGACAGGACAUAAUGGAGAGCACUUUAACCAAAUCAUCACCGAUGUUAAAAAUAUGCUACAAGAUUGUGACAGAUGCAAUUCGAUAGAUGAAGAACUCCGAAAAAUAAGAAACGUAACCAACCAGGCUUUAAACACGUUCCAGGGAGAACUUACAGAUUUACGCAGAAAGGUAGAUUCAGAUGAGUAUGCUUGCUCGCAGGUAUGCUCAAACCUCCAGGAGGAAGUAGGCAAGCUGAAAGAAGAGGUUGAGAAAUGCACAAGCCAAUGCAAUAUCAGCAUGGCUGACCAUCAGAGAAACGUAGAUAAUCAAAAUACCAUCACUCGCAAGCUUGGCAAAGACCUCAAGUCCAUUCAGGGUGAGCUCACAGGGGUAAUCCAAACGUUCAACUCCAUCAAUGACACUCUGAAAGGCCUCAGGAAUACCGUACAGGGACAUGGCAACUCUAUUUCUGAUCUGGACUCAUCUAAUGAAAGAAUUUACUCAGAGUUAGAUAAGAUACAGGAUGAUUUGAACGAGCACAAAGAAGACAGUAAAGUGCGUUUCGAUGGCAUCAGUAGCUUUAACAGCAACUUGAUGAUUGAAAUGGGAGAAUGCAAACUUUCUCGAGAAGGGCUUGAUAAAAGGCUCUCGAAAAUGGAGGAUGUCUGCGGUAGACUGGAUUCCUUGUCAUUAAACCUUCAGAUAAUCAAAGAUGGCCUAAGCAAACAUGUCUCUGGGCUUUGGACAUGUGUUAAUGACCUAAACUCCACAGUUAUCUCUCACGGUGAGGCCAUCGACAGCAUUCAGAAUGUUCACUUAGAGAACAUUCACGGCAAAAUGAACAACCUCAACUCUUCCAUACUACAUGUUCUCAAGGAGUUCCAGAGCUUCACUGAACAGGAAUUUAUUGGACCGCCUGGACCACCUGGUCCUCAAGGAGAGAAAGGAUCCAAAGGACCACCUGGGCCACAAGGACCUCCAGGCAGAGAAGGACCACAAGGGAGAGUGGGGCAAACAGGUCCCCCAGGCCUCAGAGGUGAACAAGGACCUCCUGGAGAGGAUGCAAACGUCCCAAGACUGUCAUUCUCAGCAGCACUCACACGACCGCAACCCAAUACAGGCACUAUUGUCUUCAAUGAGGUCUUUAUCAAUGAAAGAAAGUCCUACGAUCCAAAGACAGGUAUGUUCACUGCCCCUGUAAAUGGGCGAUACUUCUUCAGUGCAGUCCUGACAGGACACAAGAAUGUCAAGAUUGAGGCAGUCUUGUCUAAAUCCAAUUAUGGAAUUGCCCGAGGAGAUUCAGCAGGCUAUCAGCCCGAGGGUCUUGAGAAACCCAUGGCAGAGGCACAGCACACUCCUGGCUCUCUGGUUAUCUUCAACAUCAUACUUCCUCUGCAGGAGGGAGAUACUGUCUGCAUUGACCUGGUCACAGGUAAACUUGCCCAUUCUAUGGAGCCCCUUACAAUCUUCAGUGGAAUGUUGCUCUAUGAGGAAACAGACGUGAGAUUGUAAGACCCAUCUGAGACUCUUUUUGAGGGCAAUGUCAGAUGUAAAAAUUUGUAUCUUUUUUUGAAGAACAGUUCAAAAACAUACAUAUUCAGUGUUGAAUAACGUUUAAGAUAGAAAUGAUAUGCAGGUUUCUUUUAUAACAGGCCAUAAGGAAACAAGAUGGAUAUAUUUUUCUCUAUUAUCAGAAAAAUGCACAGAAUUUUUUAUAUGGUUACGUUUUUUUACAUUUAUGUUAGCAAUCAUUUAUUUUUAUAUAAUGUUUGUGAGCAGCAAUGUUUGUUUAUAUUAAAAUGCAAUUUUUGGCUGGCUAAGAUCUUUCUAAAAAACUAGCACAUCCAUUUCACUUGUUGCCCCAGAAGAGAUCAGAAUGACUGGACACAUAAUUAUCUAAAAACCUGACACAAUCUUCAUUUGAUCUGACCCUACAAACCUUUAUGAUAGUAGUUAUCUGAAUGUAUAAAGAUACUGUGUGGUUGUUAGCAGUGCAUCGCUAGACCCUUGAAAUACCCAUAUGCCCCAGUAAACAUUACUGAUAAAUAAUUUUAUUAGAAUGGAGAUUGCCAUUUACUGACAUGAGAAUAAUUUUGCCUGAUAAUAUUUCAGCAUCAUGUUGUGUAAGAUAACAAAUCUUGCCAGCAACUAAGAAAAGACUGAGGAGAAAUCCAAGCUAAACCUAGAAAAUUAGACCAUAUACACAAGGCGAAUAUGUUGUAUGUGAAUGUGACAAGCAUAAUGUAAUUUCUUUUUCUGAAGCAUUGCAUAUACCAUUAUCCCAUUCUAACUUUCAAGCUUCACUAAAAUACACCUCAAGAAGAAGGAAUCCUGAGGCCAUGAGAAAAUAUGGAUUCAUGUGUACUGUUGGUGUGGUUUCAUUUAAAAAAAGGUUUUCCCCUCAAGAGCUCCAUUCAGGGGUUUUUUAAGGAUGGAUACAAAAAAUAUUACACAUUAUUUUUUUUUUAAUUUCCUCCCUGUGUUAUUCUUGCAACACAUUUCUUCUCUUAAUCUCCAAAUUUGGAAAAGUAACUAUAAAAGGAUGAAUUUAAAUAAAGCAGGCUGUGCAGAGAGAGACAUUUUUAUACAUGCCAGAGGCUAUAGUUCAGCAAUCUUCUGUAACCCAUUCUCUGGUGACUCUUCCAAAGAAAAUUAUGAAAGCUGUUUGUGCUAGAUGCAGAAAAGAUUACAUCCUGGUUAUCUUUUUUGUUUUUUGUCAAUGGAUUUUUUAUUUUGUCUCUUUGUACCGCAGAUGUUCUCUAAAGAUACUUACAGCUCAGAAUCUGUAUCUUUGCCAAACAUGUAUUUGUGUGACCUUAGCUGUCUUGGUGGUCUGUGCCUAAUGUUUUCUUUAAUACAAAUGGAUUUAAAAGGACUUUGCACUGAGUCUAGUAUUGUGAGAUCAAACUUUGACCAUUCAGUUAACUGUAUCGCUCAAAAGAGAGGAAUUUCCUUAAAAGGUCUUUAUUACUUCUGAAUGUUUCAUUUUGCAGUAAGACAGCCGAUUUGCUCAAUUUGCAAUUGGGACUAGUUUAUAUAAACUGCACAGGCAUAACCUGAGCCAUUUCAUUUUUUUUCUCACUACAGGCAUUACAAAACAGUAUUAUAAUUAAGCAAACAAAGUGAAUCUGACUGCUAUGCAAUCCACAGUCCUCAGAUUAUUUUCAGCACAAACAUUUUUACACAGACACAACUUCUUCAAAGCUGAAUGUUAUAUAUUGGAUAUACAGUAUAUUUGCAAUGCUAUUUUAAUUAAAAUAUUUUUCACACA